GAGAGAGAGGUGAAGAAGAGUUUAACUUUCCAGAGUUCAGGGGUCUGGCCGCGGUGUUCGUGUGGAGAGAGAGAGAGAGAGAGAGAGAGAGGGGUGUUUGUGUUUGUUUUCCACGGAGCCAAGAUGCUGAACAUGUGGAAGGUUCGGGAGUUGGUUGACAAAGCAACCAAUGUGGUGAUGAACUACUCAGAGGUGGAGUCUAAAGUCAGAGAGGCCACCAAUGACGACUCAUGGGGACCAUCGGGACAACUGAUGACUGAAAUCUCCAGAGCCACCUUCAUGUAUGAGCAGUUCCCAGAGGUGAUGAACAUGCUGUGGGCCCGCAUGCUGAGAGAUAACAAGAAGAACUGGCGGAGAGUCUACAAGUCCCUGCUACUGCUGGCCCAUCUAAUCAGGAAUGGAUCAGAGAGGGUUGUUACCAGUGCCAGAGAACACCUGUAUGACCUUAGAUCAUUAGAAAGCUACCACUUUGUAGAUGAGAAUGGGAAGGACCAAGGUGUGAAUGUGCGUCAGAAGGUGAAGGAGAUGGUGGAUUUUGUCCAGGAUGACGAGAGGCUAAGGGAAGAACGGAAAAAGUCAAAGAAGAACAAAGACAAAUACAUCGGGGUAUCCUCAGACAGUAUGGGUUACCGAAAUUACACAGGGGACAGGUACGACUCCAACGAUGGCAAGGGAAAGUGGGACGACGACUGGGAGAGGAAUAAAGGGCAAUUCCCCUUCAGCGAGAAAUUGGGGGAGAUCAGCGACAAAAUCGGCAGCACCAUUGACGAUACCAUAAGCAGAUUUAGGAAGAAGGAGAGAGAUGACUCACCAGAUCGAUUUAGUGACAACGAGGAGGACCGGAGUCGCUCGUCUCACAAUGGCCAGCCAGGAAAAGAAUUCAAAGAUGAAGAGGAGACUGUAACCACCAAGAGUGUACACAUAGUCCAAGCAACAGAGACUACAGCAACACGGAAGAGAGGAGGGGUCCCUUCUAAGAUAGUAGACUUGGGAGCCGCAGCCCACUAUGUGGGAGAUAAGAGCCCAGUCACCACCACCAAACAGCCAGCAGCCCCCCAGCCCUCCAGUGCUGCCCUAGCUGACCUAUUUAUGGUGGACUCGACACCGAGCCAGCCUGCUCCCACAGACCUGAUCAGUGGAUUUGCUGACUUCUCCUCACCUGCUGCCUCCGUCGGCAUCCCUUCAGUAUCUGCAGCACCUUCCUCGGGCAGUAAUGGAGAAUUUGGAGAGUGGAACGCCUUCCCUGGAGGUCAGAUGCCAGCGUCUGCUCAGACUGUUGACACCGGCGGAAAUGACCUUUUUGGAGGCAUGACGGGUCCUGCCGCCGCCCUCGCCCCGGCCCCGGCUUCAGGCUCAGCCGACCUGUUUGACUUGAUGGGGCCCACCCAAUCCCUCAGCUCCUCCCAGAGCCUCAACUUUAGCAUGAGCAGCACACAGAGCAUGAGCGCCACAGUCCUGCCCCAGUCUAGGUCACAGCCCCUACAGAACAUCGGGGGUCCUCUUCAACCGCAGUCUGUCCUGUCCCUCCAGCCUGUGCAGCAGGGAGGGGCCUCUCAAGGUGCCGGCGCCAAAGCAGCCCUCCCUUCCACCUGGUCAGAGACCUCAGUUAACAUCAACUUGGACUUCCUGGGCCCAGGAGCACACCCACCCAAGCAAAACCAGCCCACCCUCAACACCCUCCAGCACGGCAACCAGGUACCUGCCAACAUGCUCGCCCAGGGAUUUUCCAGUAUGAGCAUUGGAACUACAGCAGUCAGACCGCCUGUUAAUCCUAUGAUGCACCCUGGCGCUGGCAUGGGGAUGGGCAUGGGGAUGGGGAUGGGGAUGGCCCCCAACCAGGGCAUGAUGGGGAUGGGCAUGAACAUGGGGAUGCCACAAGGAGGUAUGGCCAUGGGGAUGCCCAAUGCUAUGGGGAUGGGAAUGGGAAUGAACACUGGAAUGGUCCAACAGCCCAAACACGAUGCCUUCGCUGACUUCGGCAACUUUGGAAAGUGAUAGAGCUGGAGAGAAAAGAUUAUCUGGUGGAGUGGUGGUCUCUCUAUCUCUCUCUCUCUUCCCCGUCCAUUGGUAAAGGAUUGUUAUGAGCUGCAAACAAAGAGUACUUGAAUAACGUCAACUAUCAUAAUACCAAUACCCUGCAAUCUCCUUAUUAUUAUUUUUUUUUUUAAAGAAAUGCUGUGUAGUGAAAUGGAUCUAAAUGAACGUGUUUGUGUUGUGUUUUGAACCAGUCAUCUGUCUGGUCAUGGGUGGUGGUCAAACACACACUGACGGCAGUGUGCCUUGUUGGUGACUUAAGAGUCCGUGAGGAGGAGGAGGAGUGUGCCAGAAUGUCGGGGGGGGGGAUUUGCUUUAUAACCUCAAUCAAGUGAAAUCACCAGAAUAGCUAAACUAUAUCAGUAGCUGCGUAAUUUUCUUUUGAGAUGCAUUCUCAGUAACUUUACAGAAGGAUACGUUUUUGAAUAACAUGAUCAGCCAUUUUUAACUUUCUAAUGUACAUUUAAGAAUAUCAAGUUACCUCUUUUUAUGUCAUUGCUCUUCCUUUGACCUGUAAAUAUUAAUCUGGAGCCCUUACAAAUAAGUUAUGAAGUUCCUAUAUGAGAGGCAGUGGCGGUGUGAAGAGUUGUAUCAUGCAGACCAAAUCUAAUAUGAAUCAAGACCCAUAACAAAGCACAUUGACACCUUGUCUUUGUACAUAAGUGUCCACACACUCCAGGUGUGGCCAGUCAGUGCUGCAGUCUAAAUAAUGAGUGUUUGGAGUGAAGGUUAUUGAUUUAAUUUGAGGAGUUUCUCUUUCAGCAAACCAUCAUUUGUGGCCUUUUUCUUAUUGCUAUAUAUAUAUCUAUAUAUUUUACUUAUGAAGACUAUUAUAAUCAGUUUGCAUCCAAAUGAGAUAAUCAGUAGUUAGAAACAGGCUCAUACAGGGGUUGUGGGUUCUUAAUUACAGCACAGAGUGCCUGAAAGACAUUUGCCUUUUCUCUUCAGUUAACCUCUUUGAAGGAAACAAUGUGACAGCGCGUUGUGUUGAGGACAGCUACCAGACCGGAGCUUCUGUACUAUGUACAAACAUCUGUGUUUGUACUAAUGCCUCUAGCCACGCGUUCCGUCUGUACAGGUAUCAGAUGCAAUCGUAUAAUUAUUUCGCUCAGUGUUUUGUUCGUCCCACGCACACGUACGUGGCUCCACUUUAUUCAGGUCAGUGAUAACUUCAGAGCUCAAAAAAAAAAAAACAGCCAAGUCGAAAAUCUGUCGAGCUCAACGUAAAUCAGCACCUCGAGUGUUGCUACAGACUGUUAUUCAGAUUGCCUCACUCGUCCACAUCUGUUAAAUGUUCACCAGUUCAUCUUGGGAAAUGCUGCCCUUUGACCUUCCAUCUCUAUUAAUGUUACACAUUAAAAAACAGCAAUCUUAGGAACUGUGUUGCCGUCAUAACCGUCUGCAUGUUUCACAACUUAUCAGGAAGAUUUAUGAGAGGAAGCGCUUUUUACCAGACGGGAUGUGUUGUGGGUUGGCGCAUAAUGAUCAGUCCCAUUCAGCUGAACACCAGCUAACUGAUCUGUUCGGCGUACAAAACCUUUCUCUUCAGUGGUUCAAGUGCCUGCCGGUGGUUGCCUCCUGACCCUUGUAAUGAGUGAGAAGUAAAUCUUUGCUGCCUAACAUUUUUGGCAAGUCAACGAUAAGAUAAAUAAUUCACUGACCAGAGGAGAAGGCGGUGGAUUCUGCAUCCCCAAGGGGACUGAAGAUCUUGAAGCUUUCCUACUCUCCCAAGGGCUCAAGAGGCUGAGCACACUAACACAUAGUAGCCUUGCGUCUGAGUCUGAAGCAUUAAAAAUGACCAAAAUCUGUUUGCUGUUUUUUUCUAAAAUAUAUCAGUAGAGGUUGUUUUAUUCAUUUGUGUUUUUUACUUCAAAUUGAUUUGAUCUUCUCUUAAAUGGGAUUGUUACUGAAACACUAGCAUAUGCAAAUGUAAAAGAUAAUCCUUUGAGGAAAUGACAUUUUUGCAUUGUUCCCAUUUCGAUUUGAUUUACACAUUGAUUCUUUAUCUACAACAUUAAACAGUUGAUUGAAA
This is a messenger RNA of Anoplopoma fimbria (sablefish), 4066 nucleotides long. RefSeq names its product clathrin interactor 1a (gene clint1a). The record is from RefSeq and is a predicted model, not a curated record. Bases 124 to 1995 code for a protein of 623 amino acids. Gene Ontology annotation, molecular function: clathrin binding; phospholipid binding. The transcript has 12 exons. Lineage: Eukaryota; Metazoa; Chordata; Actinopteri; Perciformes; Anoplopomatidae. Gene Ontology annotation, cellular component: plasma membrane; clathrin vesicle coat; endosome. Gene Ontology annotation, biological process: endocytosis.